Messenger RNA from Cimex lectularius (bed bug), 1679 nucleotides. RefSeq names its product nucleoporin p58/p45-like. The transcript is spliced from 3 exons. Gene Ontology annotation, cellular component: nuclear pore. Bases 187 to 1524 code for a protein of 445 amino acids. Gene Ontology annotation, molecular function: structural constituent of nuclear pore. The record is from RefSeq and is a predicted model, not a curated record. Lineage: Eukaryota; Metazoa; Arthropoda; Insecta; Hemiptera; Cimicidae. Gene Ontology annotation, biological process: nucleocytoplasmic transport.
AUUUAAUAGAUUAAAUUGGUAAAGUGAAUAGCAACAAUAAAAAUUGUUUCGAUAGAGUGACUAAUAAUGGAGUGGAAUCGAAAGAGUAGGAUCGAUUUUAUUGAAGGCGAGAGGUUUCCUUUUAAUUAAACAGUUGGAAAGGAGGUAACGGCUUUGUUUAUCUUUUGUUGAAACAUUCGUGUAAAAAUGUUAGGCUCGGGUUCCUCGAUAUUCGGGAAACCUGCUGGAACGUCGACUACGCAGCCUCCGGCGUUCGGCGCGACGACGGGCACCGUGUUCGGAAGCCAGCCGCAGGCCCAACAGCCGUCGCUUUUCGGUUCGACGACCCCGUCUUUCGGCUUCCCGGCCGCGGCGACGACGGCGUCCUCGACUCCCGGGCUCGGCCUCGGGUUCGGCGCCCAGACGGGCUUCAAGCCGGCGGCGACGACCGCCCAGACGACCCAGCCGAGCAUCUUCGGAACGGGACUGACGACGAACAAAGGCACGGGUUUCUCGACGCCGGCCGCCCAGCCGACAUUGAACUUCGGCCUCGGCUCCAACGCGAACAAGCCGACCGGCUUCACCCUGGGCACGCCCUCGACGGCCACCGCCUCCACCACCGCAGGCGGUCUGACGUUCGGUUUGCCGUCCGCCACUACGACGACGGUCGCCUCGUCCGCACCCUCUCUGAGCAUUGGCUUCGGAUCGACCGCCACCGCCCCGACUACGACCACUUCUACCUUGAAUUUUGGCCUCGGAUCUACUUUAACCACUACCACUACGCAAUCUGGCCUCAACUUCAGUUUGGGUCCUUCUUUUACGACUUCUUCAAUUGGUUUACAAACUACUACACAAGGUUUCAGCCUGGGAACGACCACUGCUACGACUACUCCAUCUCUGGGUUUGGGCGCUUUGCCCCAACCUACAACAACCAAUCUCGGGUUGAACCCGUUGAGCGCUGCGUCCCAUGCGAAAUCGCAGAAGCAAGAGUCUUCGAAAGACAGGCCUCUUCCCCCUGAACUUGUCACUCAGGUUGAAGCAUUGAGAGAGUUUGUUAAACAACAGAAAUCGUACUCUUCAGAAGUCUCGCAAGCUAGUUUAAAGCCCAUCCUAAAAGUUGGUGAAGAUGCAGACGUUCUCAAAAGGAUUACCGUCCAAUUGGAAAGAGAACUUGCAAAAAACAGGGUUUUGAACAAAAAACUGAAAACCGAUCUUACUAGGAGUAUUCAAGACUGUGAAAUCGUACAGAGGCUUGCAGCAAACCAGAGAGGAUUCCCUUGUGAUAAUACGAUCGCUUUUGAUUACUUUCAAAAUAUUAUUUCAAGGUUCCAAAGCCAAGUGGAAAUGCUUUCGUCUGAGCUAAAAGACAUGGAAAAACACGUCAGUUGCAGACUCAACCCGGUCCCGUUUACACCUGAGGAGUUGGCAAUCUCGAUGAAACGCUUGUACGAAUGUUUUGUCGCACUGGCCGGAAGGUACCAGGCGAUCCAUUCCUCCAUCACAGCUCUUAAACUCGAAGUCGGGAGAAGGAAAGACAUGGGCUAACACAAGCCUGACACUGUUUGCGUCAAAUGUGUAAACUAUAAUUUUUAUAAUUAAAAUAGUAAAAUAAAUUGUUACACACUGAAAACGGCCGAACUUCAUUUUAAUAUGAUUACCGAUAUGCUGAGCGAAUGUUAACAUAAACUUUGUUAUUGUUC